CUCAGCUCAGUCAAAGACCAAAGACAAGUGUUCAAUGAAAGAUCUGUCACCAGCCAAAGGUCUUCUCCUUUGUCUGUCAGUGUCACUCAUUAUUCGCAAAGGCACUGAAUGGUUAACAGAAUGCCAUGGAAUCUUCAGGUGGUACCCACGUUUGCAUCUGUUGAGAGCUUACAAGAGUUCUGAACCCAGUUGAAGCGAGAUAGAGAAGAAGAGACGUUUUCCACGACUAUCUUUUAAUAUUACUAGUAGUAGGAUCAUAGUUUGGUAGAAUGGCGUCUAUCCAAAGCUUGUUAGUGCUAUUAGUGAGUUUGGUAGCUACUGCGAGCUCUACCCACUCUGCUGGAGAGGAAAAUUUUGAGGUUAAAAUGCCUGGAGCGCGAGUAACCAAGGAUGAUGAAUAUCGUUGCUUUGCUCGCAAACUGCCCGCAGGGCAGAACUAUAUUGUUGGUUUUGACCCGGGUGCUUCGGCGCACACCGUUCACCACAUGCUCGUCUUCGUGUGUUCUGAGCCCAGUAGCAUUUCUGGUUCGUCUUACGAAUGCCUAUCGCCCGGAGAAAUUUGCCGAAGAGACUCGCGUAUUAUCUAUGCGUGGGGUCGUGAUGCCGACGGAAUGGCCCUGCCCAAAGGCGUUGGCAUAGCGGUCGGAGGAGACAGUGACAGCUACAUAGCAAUGCAGUUGCACUACACAGACGCAAGCGCCCUGCCACCCGGAGGUGAUCACUCCGGCAUCACGCUACGCAUCACGUCCCAGCGACCGGCGUACCUCUCCGCCAUCCUGCUCUUCAACGGCCUGGCCAACUUACAGCCAAGAACAGCCGAAAUCAAUGUUGACAUUGCGUGUGGUUGCAAAAAAAGUGGCCUUGUCAUUGGCGAGUGUGUAUUGCCGUCGGUGUCAAUUCAUCCGUUUGCUUUCCGAACACACGCCCAUGAUAGAGCCACCCAGAUCAGUGCGUACAUCAUUCGCGACCGCAAGUGGAUCCUGAUUGGCACGCAGAGUCCGCAACGGCCACAGGCAUUCUACCCAGUCCCAGACCCAAGCAUCGUUAUCCGCCCGGAUGACAUUGUGACUGCAAGGUGUACAUAUAACACCACUGGACAGGAUCAUUACAUUCGCGCUGGUUCCACACGUGAGGAUGAGAUGUGUAACUUCUAUAUGAUGUACUACGUCACAGCUCACCAUGCCAGGUCUGCACACUUCAGACAGUGUGUCAGCCAGGCACCGCGUGCCAUCUCGUCACGAUUCCCGCAUCCACCGCUGCCCUUCUUCAACGGCACCGAAGGUCACCACCAUCAUCAUCAUCACCCUGCCGAACCUGACGACCCUCCAACAAGAGCACCAGUAUCCGCAUCGGCGCGUGUGCCGCAGCUCACAGUGCUGGCCUGGCCCUCCUCACAACCAGGUCACUUCAGUAAUCUGCAACUGGGACAAGUCGGUGGCGUGGCCACUCACCCACACUCAGGCCUCCUCUACGUGUUCCACCGCGCGUCUCGAGUGUGGAGCUUCCGCUCGUUUGACUAUCGCAACGUGUUCAACGUGAAGCUUGGGCCGAUCGUGGAGGACACUGUGGCCGUGGUGGAUCCAAACACCGGCACAGUGCUCUCGUCCUGGGGUGCUGGUCUCUUCUACAUGCCCCACGGCAUCUUUAUCGACGGCUCUGGCAAUAUCUGGGUGACGGACGUAGCCCGGCAUCAGGUCAUGAUGUUUUCUCCGAAUAACCUAAGACGGCCUUCUCUCACGCUGGGUGAGCGGUUCAUCCCAGAUGAUGAUACGGAACACUUCUGCAAGCCAGCGGACGUCGUAGUCGAUGCCCAUGGCUACGUCUAUGUGGCUGAUGGCUACUGCAACCAGCGCAUAAUGAAGUUCAACAGCCAGGGUCGAUUCCUGCGCGAGUGGGAUCACCGUGGUCUUGUACGGCAGCCACCACGUAUGAAGCUUGCUUUUCACAUACCCCAUGCGCUGACCUUGAAUGCUAAGGGCGAUCGUCUGUGCGUUGCCGACCGGGAGAAUGGGCGCAUUCUCUGCUACAACCCGCACACUGGCCAGCUGAUGACUGUAAACACGCCCGCAGAACUCGGCGGCCGCGUCUUCUCCAUUGCGUUUAGCAAGAAUCCAGAGGGCUAUCUGUACGCAGUGAAGGCGAACACUACGAACAGCAGGGCACAGGGCUUUACAUUGCUGCCAGGCACCAAGACAGUCCUCAACCGCUGGUCUCCUGGCGUGGGCAAGAGUUUCUCUAAACCACAUACCAUGACAGUUGCAAAUGAUGGUUCGGUGUUCGUGGGUGAGAUUGGCCCAGAUCUUCUCUGGAAGUUUAGCAACACUAACGUAGCCAGUCCCAGCGGUGGCUUGGGUACGUCGUCGUCGUCAGCACAGGGUAGCCAGUCACCAGACAGUAGCACCAUGUCUUCUAGUGAUGCUGCACCCACCACUGGUGUGUUGACUUCAGCACAACAGCAGCUGCAGCACGAGUCAGGGUCUAGCCUGCAAGACACCGCUAGCAGUCACACUGAGCUGUCUGAGCAGUUUCUGACAUCGUCGUCGCCAGUGCAGGCGACAACCGAACCUCCCGCCACGACAAUGCCUCCGACUUCUACCGUGUGGACAACAGCGGCACAGACAACAACGGUGCAGGCAGAAACAACCGUACUGCCCACUUCUACUGCAGGGCAGACCACCAGCCCACAGGCCAGAACAACAACAGCAACAACUGAUGUUCCUACAAACACUUUAGCCGUGCAGACAAGCGCCCAGCGAUUGCCAACCGAUAUGCUUCCUACAGCGCAAGUUGAAACCGAUGGUGCUGACCCCGCAGCAGAUACUACACCCGCCGUGUCUGCUUCUCCAACACCGACCCCGUCAGCAGUGCCUUUUGACACGAUGGUUGAAACGUCGCCACUUGAAGCCCGUAUGCCGUCCGAGACCGCGGCAGCAUUUCCCAAGCAGAGCCUUGCUGAUGUUGCGGCCGGUGGUCUGUCUGAAACCAGCAGUGCAGAUCCCCUUGCUAGCGUUGCUUCUGUACCGCAUGAUUCUAACAACAUGAACAUAGCACUGCUGUCGGCAUCACCAGCAUCAGUGCACCGUGUUACCAAUGAAGUGACACAACCUGUAGACUCUCAUACAACGGUAGUGACAAGAAGUGCAACGCAUGCGCCGGCUAUCCAGCACGAGCACGAUGACGACCGGACGACGACCAACACAGUGCAGGCACUGCCAGCCACCACUGCCUAUAGCUUACUGCAUGAUGCUGACACGAUCAACAUCGGUGUGGUGUUCCUGUUGUCUUUCGUCAGCUGCAUUCUACUCUUGAUCCUUCUCGUGGCCAGCGUUCAGUAUUGUAAUCGCCGUCAGAGACAGAGUCGUGGGCCCAAAGAGACGCCGCUCCGCAAGCUCGUCCGCAUGGCCAAGCGCAAUGGCAAGGCCAACGGCGGCGCUGGGGAGUUUCAGAAACUGCAGCAAGAGGAGACCAGCGAGAGCGAGGAGUUCUAGAUCCUGCCCGGAGAUCGUGUGUUCGCAUGGGUGACGUGGCAGGCACUGCUUCCACUGCUAGUGCCGCCACCACUACCGUCGCCUCUCCUGUUCUGUAUGUAGUAUGAACGUAGUAGUAGCCUCUGCUUGUACAGCAGUAGCAAGAACAACAACAACAACAACAACAACAACAUGUCAUUAAUGUUGCAGUACAGUACAGCACUAGUGAAACUGCUAGAUAUUACCGUGUCUGUUUUCACUCUCCUUGUGGACUAUGACUGUCAAACUGGCUUACUGCACUUCUCAUCGGUUGACAAGUAAGCAUUCCCAUUACACAUUGCUUGACUUGAAACCCACUGGCCUGCAUCUGAAGCACGAAACACACUUUCAAGCCAUGUUUUCAUUGUUUUUGAACUACUUGAGACCGUUAUCAUUGGGUUAUGUAUGUCGCUGUCAGUAUUACAAUGACCACCAGCACCAGCAGCAGCAGCACCAACACCUCUGCCGUGUAGAAAUCUAGUCUAUAACUUACGAUGCCGAAAGAGCUGUGGGCUCUGCAUCGGUAACCAACUCAUGUCAAAUCAAACCUGUUUUAGCACGUCCCAACACUGUUGGUGACCAUCGUUUUCAUCAUCAUCAUCAUCAGCCACUUUUCCUUAACCCUGCUUUUCUCUAUUUUUAGGCAAUGCUACCACAGUUCUGCACAGCACAUACUAACUUGUCGUGUAGUUCAGUGAGUAUGUAUUUUGAACUGUUCCAGACUUAUUUUAGUGGCAUUGCUGGGCUAGUUCUUUUUUCUAGCUUUGUUGGCCUUCACAGUGCACCCUGCCUUGAUGUCACGGUCCAACUCUCUCUCUUUCUCUCUCUCUCUCUCUCUCUCUCUCUCUCUCCCCCCCCCCUCUCUCUCUCUCUCUCUCUCUCUCUCUCUCUCUCUCUCUCUCUCUCUCUCUCUCUCUCUCUCUCUCUCUCUCUCCCCCUCUCUCCCCCCUCUCUCUCCUCUCUCUCUCUCUCUCUCUCUCUCUCUCUCUCUCUCUCUCUCUCUCUCUCUCUCUCUAUCUAUCUAUCUCUCUCUAUCUCUCUCUCUCUCUCUCUCUCUCUCUCUCUCUCUCUCUCUCUCUCUCUCUCUCUCUCUCUCUCUCUCUCUCUCUCUCUCUCUCUCUCUCUCUCUCUCUCUCUCUCUCUCUCUCUCUCUCUGUCUCUCUCUCUCUCUCUCUGUCUCUCUCUCUCUCUCUCUCUCUCUCUCUCUCUCUCUCUCUCUCUCUCUCUCUCUCUCUCUCUCUCUCUCUCUCUCUCUCUCUCUCUCCCUCCCUCCCUCUCUGGCCGUGCCUCAUCCUGCAGAUAUAUGCAGGGUGUCGGUGAUGCUAUCUCUCUUGACAUUGCACUAUGUUCUUGGACGUCUUGCUUUUUUUAGCUCAACGUUCUAAUUAAUUUAUCUUGCUAACUCUCUGUUUUCAACAUGGCUCAGGUUUGCUCUUGGACGUAUGUAUUGUUCGUGUACUAAUUUUCCUGGUUGUAACCAUGGUUACUGA
Molecule: messenger RNA, 4996 nt
Organism: Sycon ciliatum
Lineage: Eukaryota; Metazoa; Porifera; Calcarea; Leucosolenida; Sycettidae
Product: peptidyl-glycine alpha-amidating monooxygenase-like
Exons: 14
Coding region: 270-3488 (1072 amino acids)
Biological process (GO): peptide metabolic process
Cellular component (GO): extracellular region; membrane
Molecular function (GO): protein binding; peptidylglycine monooxygenase activity; copper ion binding
Source: RefSeq, a predicted model, not a curated record